Scylla paramamosain (green mud crab) is the source of this 7049-nucleotide messenger RNA. Its product is annotated as ras-specific guanine nucleotide-releasing factor 2-like. Gene Ontology annotation, molecular function: guanyl-nucleotide exchange factor activity; protein binding. The record is from RefSeq and is a predicted model, not a curated record. Gene Ontology annotation, biological process: positive regulation of GTPase activity; Ras protein signal transduction. NCBI's taxonomy places the organism in Eukaryota, Metazoa, Arthropoda, Malacostraca, Decapoda, Portunidae. Gene Ontology annotation, cellular component: plasma membrane.
GCGUACAAUAAGAAUUAACGAGAACCAGGUGUUGAUGUUGGCGGAGAAGGCUCGCCACGAUCAUAACUAUUCGGGUUACCUGUACAAGCGUUCCUCAGACUCCAACAAGUGGCAGCUCAGGUGGUUCACGCUCUACCAGAACCUGCUCUUCUACUCUGAGGGGCGAGGCAAGUGUGAAGCCCUCAGGAGUGAUCAUGCUGGAGGGCUGCUACUGUGAGCGGCUCAUCACCACCAACACUAAUACAAAGAACAAGGACACAGACAAGCAGUUCUGCUUCGCCAUCACGUAUCGUCGGGAGAACCAGCGGCAGUAUGACCUGCGGGCGGAGACGGAGGGCGAGUGCAAGGCCUGGAUAGACAUGAUCCGGAUGGCCUCCUUCAACAAGCUCCUUCUGCAGAAGGAGGAGCUGGAGCAGAAGCAUCUCCACCUGCUGCAGAUCGUGGAGAGCGAGAAGACGGCCAAGUGGCAGUAUACUCAGCAGUGUGAGGAGCUGACGUCAGAGAUCAAGAAGCUGCGUGCUGAGCUCUGCACGUUGAAGAAGGAGUGGCGGGUGGUUCCCCCUCGUAAGCUGGAGGACCUGCCGGAAGACUCAGAAGAGAUCAAGAAGAUUAAGAAGGUGCAGAGUUUCUUCCGAGGGUGGCUCUGUCGCCGGCGGUGGAAGCAAAUCGUGGAGGAGUACAUCAGGUCACCCCACGCCGAGAGUAUGAGGAAGAGGAACAGCUUGGUGUUCCGCAUGGUGGAGGCGGAGGAGGAGUACGUGGAGCAACUCAACCUGCUCGUCUCCUGCUUCCUGAGGCCGUUCAAGAUGGCGGCGUCGAGCAAGAAGCCCCCGAGCACCCACGAGGACGUCAACAGCAUCUUCCUGAACUCGGAGACUCUGCUUUUCCUGCACCAGAUCUUCCUGAAGGGGCUCUCCGCCAGGAUGGAGAGCUGGCCCACUCUGGUGCUGGGAGACUUGUUCGACAUGCUGCUGCCAAUGCUGAGCAUCUACCAGGAAUACGUGAGGAACCAUCACUACAGCCUGCAGGUGCUCGCCGAGUGCAAGCAGAACCCACACUUCAGCGCCUUCCUCAACCGCCUGGAGAACAAACCCAACCUGCAGGGCCGCACGCUGGAGACGUUCCUCACCUACCCGAUGCACCAGAUCCCACGUUACAUCAUCACGCUGCACGAGCUGUUGGCGCACACACCGCACAACCACGUCGAAAGGAAGAGCCUCGACAGCGCCAGGAUGCAGCUGGAGGACCUCUCGCGGCAGAUGCACGACGAGGUGAGCGAGACAGAGAACAUCCGGAAGAACCUGGCCAUCGAGCGCAUGAUCGUGGAGGGCUGCGACAUCCUGCUGGACGUCAACCAGAUGUUUGUGCGUCAGGGGUCGCUGAUACAAGUUCUGGGGGACAGACCUCGUUCGGCCAAAAGUCGUCUUAGCCAGUUCAAGAGCGAGAAAGAGGCGGUCCGGCAGUGCUUCCUCUUUAGCAACCACCUCAUAGUGGCGACCAGAACGUCCGGGGGCAAGCUCCACCUGGUACAGAGCGUGGGCAAGAUUCCCCUCAACGACGCAACGCUCAUCGAGGACCCCAAUGAGCUCGGCAACCCGGACGACGAUGGAGAGUCGUCCGUGUCGUCGUUCUCGUCGCAGAGCAGCGGGGUCAGUGACAGCUCGGCCGCCACCAGCAGCAGCUCUGGCCACGCUAAGUUUCAGGUGGAGCAAGCCAACCUGGACUUCAAGAUCGUGGUGGAGCAGAAAUGUGGCACGCCCAUCACCCUCCACCUGGUCGCCCCCACCAUGCAGGAGAAACAGGCGUGGAUCAGCGAUAUCAGCCAGUGCCUGGAUAACGUGCACUUCAACAACCUGUUCAGAUCGUCCAUGUCAGACACUUCGUCCAUCACCAUGCCUCACUUCAUCAAGAACGACCCCAAACUCUUUCGCGACGACGUAGACAUACGCUUCUCACGCACCCUCAACUCCUGCAAGGUCCCUCACAUCCGCUAUGCCACCCCCGAGAGACUCCUGGAGCGCCUCACUGACCUUCGCUUCCUCUCCAUCGACUUCCUCAACACGUUCCUGCUCACGUACCGGGUCUUCACGGACGGUAUCUCGGUGCUCGAGGCCCUCAAGAAAGUUUAUUACAGCCCAGACGUGCACGACCAAAUGGCCGACUCCAGGGAUUCCUCUGUGGAAAGGUCACCAGAGUACGUCUCAUCGCCGCCCCCAGAUCUGGACAGCGGCCGUAAUUCACCACGACGUGUGUCCAACUUCAGCGCCUUCUCCGGCUUCGAGGUGGACCAGCCCAGGGAACGCUGCUGGACCUUCGACGCGCAGGUGGCCAAGGCGUCCGGGAACCAGCACUGGCGUUGGUCCUACAGGAGAUUCGAGGAGGAGCAGAGGGAGCUGGAGGAGCGACGUGCCCGGGAGGAGGCGAGCGAGUCUGGCGGCCAGAACACAGACAACAACCUGCCCGUGAGUGCACCCAACUCCCCCUUCAGUCCCAAGAAGGUGACCAUCAGGACGGAGGAUGACGCUAAGUUCCUCACCAUUCCCAAGGGUCGCCGCAACGUGGGCUCCACCUCCUCAGCCGACACACUUAUCGGAGAAGAAACGAGCCUGAGUCAACCGGACAGCCCCACCGAUGCCUCCACGAGCACCCUGGUGGGCGGCUCAGGUCUUAUGGGAUUCUCUGAGUGGCGGCUGCCGGGGGAGGGAGAGCGACCAAGCAGAAGCCGCAGAUCCUCCCGCAUCCUGGACGCCAUCACCUCCCCGCCGCGCCCCUGCUCCGUGCCCCGACGCUCCAUCCCGCGCAGAAUGUCUUCCCUGGAAGAGCGGCCACAGAUGGAGGCAGUGACAUCUGGAUCAGAGGCAGAAGACGAGCAGGAACCAGUCAGCCUUGGCCCGCGACGUCCCUCCUCAAACCGGUCCUACAGUAGCGCCCUCACCGCCUCCUCGGGCUUCCUUGGAGUGGGUCCGCGCAGCAAGGGUAAGAGGAUGAGCGGUGAGAGUGACGCGGCCCUCACGCUGGGCGGCCUGGCAUCACCUCGCUCUAGCGUGCACACCGCCACGCCACGCUCCUCUUUCCAGGUGCCUGACUCCCCCUCCCACUCGGUGCCACGGGUAGGCGUCGUCAUCACCUCCUCCAGGCAGUCCCAGCGCAGAAGUAGCAGUGCAUCCGCUGCUGCUGCCUUCGCCGUAGCCACUGCAGGUUCCAGCAAUCCAAGGGACAUCCAGAAGACACCUCCUCUGGGCCGCUUCUCAGUGGGCGGGGAGGGGCGUAGGUCGUCCUUCCGGGAGAGGCCACGGCAGGAGUCCAUCAUCUCCACAGCAGCCACAAUGCGGGUCCUCAACGUCCUUCGCCACUGGGUCUCCAAACACUCGCAAGAUUUUGACAAUGACCAUCGCCUGAGGAACAUGACCAUCGCCUUUCUGGAGGACCUAGUUUGCUGCCCCACGCUGCUGCCAGCCGAGCACAAAGCCGCCUCUCAGCUCUUGAGACUCCUGACCAAAGAGGAGCCACCCAACCCACAAGAGGAGCUGGCUAACCUCCUGGCACCUCCUUCUGCCCCAAGCAAGGAGAGCAUUGAGACCCUGUCAGCACUGGAGGUAGCUGAGCAAAUGACCUACAUUGACCACCAGAUCUUUGUGGCCAUCAGGAGCGAAGAGUUUCUCAAGACAGCCUGGAUGAAGGAGGACAAGCAGCAGAGGGCCCCGUACAUCCUGCUCAUCACACGCCGCUUUAAUGAAAUGUCCCGCUUGGUGGCAUCUGAAGUCAUCCGUGGUGGCACACUGGCCACACGUGUUGCCGUCAUAGAGAAGUGGGUGGCUGUAGCAGAUAUUUGCCGGUGCCUCCACAACUACAAUGGUGUGCUGCAAGUGUGUGCUGCCUUCCAGAACUCAUCAGUGUUCCGCCUUAAGAAGACGUGGGAAAAGGUGUCCAAAACGACUCGACAGACCCUGGAGAAGCUACAGGUGCUGGUGUCCUCUGAUGGGAGGUUCCGCAGCCUUCGUGACGCCCUGCACCGAUGUGAUCCGCCCUGCAUCCCGUACCUGGGCAUGUACCUCACUGACCUCUCUUUCAUUGAGGAAGGCACACCAAACUUUACAGAAGAUGGUCUUCUGAACUUCUCUAAAAUGAGGAUGAUCGCACAUGUCAUCCGUGAGAUUCGUCACUUCCAACAGACGCCGUACAAGAUUGAGCAUAAUGCACGUGUCGCCUCAUACCUGUUGGAUCCAUCACUUCUGUUGAGUGACGACAACCUGUACCGCCUCUCACUGGACCUUGAGCCACGCCGGUCCACCCUGACUCAUGUGACAGUUCCCCUCCUUGCCAAUGUCACAUCAUCUGCGUCAUCCUCCAGCUCCUCCUCCUGACAGCGGCGCCGCACGGUAGGAGACAUCUGGGAUUCUUGUGAAGGAAGGAGUCAUGGCCUAGAACACUGAGAUGAUAGUGUAGCCUGUUACCUGUUGGGAGAGAUGCUUCCCCUUAAGGCCACAGAAGGUGUUUGAUCCUGUUAUGUUUUGGCAUACAAAGAACAGUUAGAGUAAAAUACUAUACUCGUACUUAGAAUUUAUAAGCUAUUGAAUCAUAGGCAGUCCUCCCUAGAAAUCAUUUGCUCCUAUGCUUUAUUAAAAGGAGCAAGCACUGCCUUGCCAAUAACUUUUAUUCUCACUCCACAUUCUCUCAUGCUCUGCCAAAGUGUGUAUAACUUAACCUGUCUUUCACAUAUCAUCUCUCUUCCAUAUAACUUCUACAGGAAUGGAGUACAAUGUUGUGUAUUGAUGUAAAGGUUUAUUUACUCAUACUAGGUAUUCUUCCUGGAAACUUGUGACUGUGUAUAUCUUUAAGAAUAUUUCCUGUAAUCCGAGGAAAUUUUACACCAGCAACUUAGAACUGUAAGGGGUAAUAAUGUUGACUCUAUAAUGGCAUAUAUGAUUUUACUAAUAUUUGCUUAAAUUCAUUGUAAGCCUUUGAAUAAAUGGAGUGGAAGUUUUCUGCAAGUGAGACCUCAAAGGACUAACCUUAAAGCAUGGAUACAUAAUCAUUUUGUGGCUCUAUCCACGAAGAUUUCCAGAAACAUUCUCAUCUCACUUUAGAUUUCUAACAUUUCCAUACACCAGACCACCAUCUCUUGAGCAUGCCAUUGAUGCACUCACUCACAGAACUUCCCUCAGACCCAAACAAGAGACUGUCGGGGUCUGGUCCUCCAUUUAAUACAUCAUGUUUGGAGUAUGUCACGUGAUUUAUAUAUAAGUUUUUAACAUUACCUUUAUCACUUUUAAUACCAUUCAUUAGUCUUUGGUACCGAGGCCCAUCUAAGCUACAUAGGCUUGUCUUCUGUCCUCCUAUUAUCAGUGCCCAAGACUCCAAUGAAUGUUUGUUGAAUAAAUUUUGGAUAUAUUGCCUAUUGGUCCUCAAAACCAAGGCUGCACAAAUGUGAAGAGCACAAUGCAUUAUACCUAUUUCCCAGAUUAUACUUAUAGGUGCAUUUUUUCAGAUAUUCAAUGCAAUACCCCUGUGUGGAUUGAUAAUAAUAAUAAUAAUAAUAAUAAUAAUAAUAAUAAUAAUAAUAAUAAUAAUAAUAAUAGCUACAUUUAGAUUCAUGCUACAUCUUAAUAUUUCUACAUCUUGGAGUUUCAAGUCCAGUUUGCCCACAUCUGUGUAAAAACAAGGAGACAUAGGCUAGUUUUAAGUCAUUUUGAUGUUACUUUCCUAUCCAUGUCCGUCCCAGAUAGUACCAUGCAAAGUUUGACUAGGAUAUGUAUUGCAGUGAAUGUGUGUUGAGCUAUAAGUCUACAGUCAGUACCUGUAGAUCUUGUACCAUUAUACCACUAUGUUAAUGGUAACUCCAAGCUAUGUCAUGUUUUUAGCAAGUCACUUGUCACAACCUCACCUGUGGAAUACCUUCCUAAAGGUUUAUGCCCCCACCUUUUUUCUCAACUGAGGUAGGAAAAUUUAUGAUAAAAAGGAUUAAUGAUAUUCUGAAAGGUGCUUCAGGAAUAAAAUGAAAAGCUACACUAUGCAUUGUGCAAAUGAUAAAUAAAAACUAAAAGAAAUUCAUUGAGUUAAAACAAUACAAGAUAAAGAUCUUAAUGAUUGAAUUUUAAAAAACCUUGCUGGUAAUAUUUAUGUAUCAUGAUGUGGUAUAAAUAUUUAACACAAAUUAUUGACCCAACAAAAACAUUGAUAAAGACCAGGGAGAGCAUAUUUUUUGUACAAGUCACUCUGUGUGUACAGAAGGCAGAUAGUGUGCUGCUCAGUAAUUAAUGUGACAUACACUGAACAUAACUUGAUUAACAGUUACCAUGAACAUCUUAAAGAUACAUCCACAAAUUGGAGAACAUUAAAAUUGAAGUGAGACACCAUAAUGAUGAGUAUGAGUAAUUACUGUUGAUAUUCCAUGAAUGGUAUUAUAAGACAUGAGUUCAGAAUAGUGUCAGAUGGCCCUCAGAGUCCAUGUCUGUCAGUUCCAUGUUGCAAUAAGUGAGUUUGCAUCAGCAUUGAGCCGAGGAUUGGUUGGCCAGGGUGUGGGAGGACCUUGCCCAAGGAGGACUGAUGCUUCCUCUACUCUCUUCUCAGUCUUUCGAUGUUAUGGAUUAAUGAAGUUUAUCAUUGUUGUCAUAGACUUUUGCAAUCCUGCAGUGGUCCUGCUCAGUGGUUCAUGCUUGGCUCCAACAUUUGAUAUAGAUAUUAAUGUUAACGUGUAUACAUCUGUGUUGAGGCCAGUGUGACAUGUGUACACCAUUGCAUGUGAUGAUGUAUACACUUCUGGGUCACCUCAAGCACAAUUAGUUUCUCAAAACAUAUACAUUGUUGCACUGGUCUCUUUUUGUCUGGUGUGAACCAGUGUUGAUAUGACAGUUUGGCUGCAUAAACAGUGUGUGUAGUCAGCAUAUGAGCAGGAGAGUCACAGGCAGGUUGUAGUAUAUGCUGGAUGCAGUACAUAUCUGCUACAUUCUCGUAUCUCAAGAUUGUACAAUAUCCUUGUUAUUGUGUGUUAUCUGUUCUAGAUAUUUCUUAUUUUGAAACUCUUUGCAAUAAAUAUUCUAUCUUUCUGA